Acytostelium subglobosum LB1 is the source of this 1704-nucleotide messenger RNA. RefSeq lists its product as hypothetical. Lineage: Eukaryota; Evosea; Eumycetozoa; Acytosteliales; Acytosteliaceae. The record is from RefSeq and is a predicted model, not a curated record. The transcript has 4 exons. The coding region runs from base 1 to 1704 and encodes 567 amino acids.
AUGACCAAUAACGAAAGUAAGGACAGGUGUGAACAACUACCUCAUCUAUCAUCAUUACACUUGCCCAACAAUGUAGAUUUCUUGGAUGAGAUCAUACUUGAACCUCUAAGCUCAACUACAGCGACACAACAACAGUUGUUGUCACCUUUAAAGUCACCUGUUAGGUCAUCGCAAGGUGGUAGUGUCACUCAAACAUCAUCGUCACCUUCAUCAUCAUAUGAUAGGGACAGGGAUCAAUAUCAACAAGAUGAAUACUAUUGUACUGAUUGUAAGAAGAGGUUUCAAUCUGAACAGACUUGGAACACUCAUGUCAGUAGUGCCAAACAUAUACAACAGGCCAAAGAGAAUAAGAAGAAGACUGCAACUACUACAGGAGGCGGUGGGUCAAGGUCAUCACCCAAUCCCAAGACACCUCCACAUAAACAACAGAAUACAACAACAACGACACCGACAAAGACAACAUCAAAGACAUCAGGUACAGGUGAUGACCCAUUCUCAAAGAAACAGCACGAGCUGAUGACCAUCAUUCCUUCAAAGCCCAAUCUCACUGUCAAGAAUCUGUUCCAAGCAGCCAAGAACUAUACUGCGCAUCAUAUGAUAAGAGAUGCUGCUGAAUGUCUAUCAAGGAUGCUCACAGUAUUGUCUUCCUCCAACACUUCAGUGGCCACCAACAACACAUCGACCACAUUGACAUUGGACAAACUACCACUGGACCUCAGGGUGGAUGUGUUGGCCAAGCUCAGUCUGGAAGCCAAGACACAUUUGAACUUUGGACGUCUGACUCGAUUGUUUGAUCAACGUCUGUCAGAGUAUCACUUUAUUAAAUGCUUGAUCAAGUCAAAUCUACUGCUGACAGGUGACACUCAUCAUCAAAGACUCUCAAUGCUGUGCGAUGCCGAGUACCUUGGCCGUGUGAUGGCUGCCCCCUUGGCAGUCAUGGAAAGACUUACGAACGCAGUCCAUUCAAGCAUAAUAUCACUGGAGAGCGAUGGUGACAUCCUUAAUGAUGAUAUGUCCGAGUCAUCAUCAACAACCACCUCAUCUUCUUCAUCAACAAAUAUGAUAAUCGUCGAGACAAUGGUUACAUUCAUAGAUGAGAUUGCCGGUGCACUAUCAUUCAAUCGCGUCAACAACCUAUCCAUGCUACUCUACUCCCUCUCAUAUGUCAUUUCCAGCGAGUACCAGCUCCAUCAACGAUCAAUCACCGCCCUCCAAAGACUCACCAGGUUGCUAUUUGCUCAAGGUCGUGACCAUGUCGUGGCGGACAUGUAUACGAUGCAGUUUAAACUAGUGGACAGUCUUGGAUUUAAUGAAGGCGCUCAACUUGCCAUGAUACACUCUUUAAAGUAUGCACUAGGUUGUUAUGACCUUGUUCGAGUGUCCUCUAUCCUUGGCACUUGGAUGAACAGUGGUGCAAAGUCAAGAUCAACAUCAUCAACAUCAACAUCUUGUUGGCCAUCACUCACAUUGCUCAUUGGCAUAAGUGAAUCUGUUAUCAACAAUGAUACAUUACAAUUUGAUCAACUCUUUGAUCGAUAUGAACACGUUCUAUCACAUGAUCGUGAUAUACACAAUGUUAUCACAAGUGUUCAACAACAAACUGGACUGCCAGACACCGACGUCAACAUCAGCUUCCUCCUCGACUUCUUCGAAUACCUCGACUACCUCGACGACUUCAACAACCUCAACAACAACAACAACUAA